Rotaria sp. Silwood1 is the source of this 588-nucleotide messenger RNA. NCBI's taxonomy places the organism in Eukaryota, Metazoa, Rotifera, Eurotatoria, Philodinida, Philodinidae. The record is from the annotation of a GenBank genome assembly.
AUGAAGAAACAAAAACGACAUAUUCUUUUAUUUCUUGACAACACACCAGUUCAUCCUCAAGAUGUACAAUUGGAAAAUAUAAAGUUAAAAUGUUUUCCAGCAAAUACAACAGCAAGAAUACAGCCGUUGGAUCAAGGUAUUAUUAGAGCCUUUAAGGCUUAUUAUGGACGUAAUCUAGUCAAACAUAUUAUUGUAAGUGGUGGUGUAGCUGUUACAACUGAUGAUAUUAAUAUCAUUGCUUUAGGAGGUAUUGAUUAUAAUGCACCAUCAUUUAACGAAUGGGACGAACCAGCUGAUGAAUUAUUAUCGAUCAAUGGAAUUACCAAUGAAGAUGCAGAUAGUAAUGAAGAUCAACAAAAUGAUGAUUUACCAAGUGAAGAACCACUACCAUUAUCUGAAUGUUUACACCUGAUUCGUCGUCUUCGUCUUUUCUCAACAAUGCAACAACCAGAUUUACAUUCUUUCAUCAUUCAAUUACAACCUAAAUUAACUGAUGCAUUACUUGAUUCUAGCUUAUCAAAACAAAGAUCAAUUACAGAUUAUUUCAAAUAUUUACCUGUUGAAGUUCAUAAAAAUCUUAUAAAAUGA